Molecule: messenger RNA, 876 nt
Organism: Triticum aestivum (bread wheat)
Lineage: Eukaryota; Viridiplantae; Streptophyta; Magnoliopsida; Poales; Poaceae
Exons: 3
Coding region: 157-570 (137 amino acids)
Source: RefSeq, a predicted model, not a curated record
UACCGAAGCGCAAGUGAAAGAGAAAAGGGCUACAAUCUCAGGAAGGCAGCGCUGUCUUGUCCACCUCGCAUCAAAAGACGAUCGUGGCGGCGCACCAAAGACAAAACCCUAGCUCAAUCCCGCCGCCACCCCAGAUUCUUCCUGUGUGACAGUUCCAUGGCGCUGUGCUCUCCCUCUAACACUCUCCGGUGUCGGUGCGGAUGCAGGUGCCAUGAUCUCGAACCCCGUGAUUCGCCGCCGGCGGACUCUCCGCUUCCCACCUCUCAGGGUGGAUCCAACAAUGGAGCCAAAGCUGAUGUUGCUAGGAAGAAGGAUGUUGAUCAUUUGUUGGCAAAAUUAGAGAAGGAGGGAGUGGAGAUAGAUGGCAACAUAUCUAGUAUUAUUGAUGAUGAGAUAGCUAGAAUUAAAGCUGAAGCUGAGAGGGAGAACAUGAAUGAAGAAAAAAGGAAGAGGACUCAAGCACUGCUCACUAUUGCAGGUGUUGUUGUUGGUUUCGUCGUGGGUGUGAAAUGUGAAAUAGAUAAAUACCGUAAGGCAUUUGACAAGAUAUAUGGAAGACCCAGUAGGUAAUCUUAGGAAAACACUGUUGGCUAAUUAUGGUAUGCAAAACCUAUACUUUUGUUUCGUGCUAUAGUGUGGUUUUUGGCAUGUAUAAUGUAACUCCUACUCCCUCCGUCCGAAAAUACUUGUCAAAGAAAUGAAUGUAUCUAGACGUAUUUUAGUUUUAGAUACAUCCACUUUUAUCCAUUUCGGCGACAAGUAUUUCCGGACGGAGGGAGUAUUUGGUAACGCCGCUUAGCUGUUCUAAGUUGCGUGGAGUAGGUGUUGUAAGUAUUGCAUGCGGGUCAAUUAAUGUUUGGUAAUUGUGUGCGAUGA